UUUCGCGUAACACCAUUGUGGCGGCGCUGCUGCGCUUUUGUUUUGCUUUCCAGUCAGCUGAUCACUGGAAUAUAUUUACAUUUGUUGUGCAAUUGUACAAAAGGCGGAUUUUGCCUUAAUUUUCUUCUAAUUAUCAGUAAUUAAAAGCCUUUUUGCCAAACAUGAGUGGUGAGGAAAAUUUAUCCUGCAUUUCAAGAAGCAUCAAAUUCUCCAGUGUAACAGAGUUGCUGGAGAAAAUUAAAGAAUCAAAAGGAUUAAACAAGAAAGAAGAACUAUUCCGAAAGUUUCUCAAAACUUUUCAAGAUUUCCAAAAAGAUUCUCAAAUUACGAGUAAAAAUCAGAAAACGAGCUUUCAUCCGAUUCUUCGGCUUCUGCUUCCGGCUUGUGACAUGGAGAGGAGUUCUUAUGGCAUCAAGGAAGUCACUUUGGGACGCUUAUACAUACGGAUGCUGGGUAUUGACGGAAAGAGUGCAGACGCAAAGACUCUCCUGGAAGGACGCGCCAGCUCUGCAGACUACGGAGAAAUCGUUUACAGAGUGAUGAAGACAAGAUCAAAGCCUGUCUCUGAGAUUACGGUCUUCGAAGUGAACCAGGGAUUAGAUUCAAUCGUGGAUCACUACCAAAAUGGACGAAUGAAGAAAAUUGACGAUAUCUUGAUGAAAUUGAUCUCAAAUAUGACAGCAAGUGAUCAGAAAUGGCUCUCCAGAAUCAUUCUGAAGCACUUGCCACUGGGUUUGGGUAGGAAAAAAAUCUUCAACGUCCUCCAUCCUAAAGCUGAACAGCAAUACAAUAUCAGCAGCAAUUUAUAUGCCGUAUGCGAACUUCUGGACAGAGCAGAGACAUCGGAAAGUGGUGCAAUUCCUCAACUUCCAGAGGUGGAAUCUGUAAAGAUAUUCAAUCCCGUGAAACCAAUGCUGCUCGCAAGAAUAGAGAUGCAUAAGUUGGAAGAAGCAGUAAAUCGUGGUGAAUAUUUCAUUGAGACAAAAAUGGAUGGAGAGCGAUUUCACGUACAUCGUUCAGGCAACGAGUACAGAUUUUUCUCGCGCAACGGUCACAACUACAGUGAAAAAUUCGGGAAGGACUUCACCUCAGGAAGUCUCACGCCUUUCAUUCACAAUCUCUUCGCUAAGCAUGUCGUGAGCAUUAUUCUUGAUGGAGAAAUGAUGGUGUGGAAUCGAGAAGACAAUCUUUUCUACGUCAAAGGAGACAAUUACGAUGUAAAAAACAUCCUUCGAGAUGAUUCGAAACUCAAGCCCGUCUUGUGCGUCUACGAUGUGCUUUUCCUAAAUGGAGAGAGUCUCACUGAGAAGCCUUAUGCGGAGAGAAGACGAUUGCUGGCCACACUUUUGAAGGAGAAAACAGGAGCUCUUAUUCUUGGGGAGUAUAAGAAAGUUAGGGACUUUGACCACGUUUUGGAGUGCUUCAAUGAAUCUAUCGAUAGAUGCGAAGAAGGAAUUGUUAUCAAAGCAAUGGGAUCACAUUAUCGGCCUGGCGUGAGAUCUAUUGAAGCGGGAUGGUUUAAAUGCAAACCAGACUACAUCAAUGGAGUUGUGUCCGAUUUGGAUUUGCUAAUAAUUGGUGGAUAUUAUGAGCCUCAGAAGCGAUACAUGGAAUCGUACCUCUUGGGAAUUUAUGCAAAUGGGCCCGGCGAGAGAAAUGACCCAGUGUUUUAUUCAGUGGCAAAGGUCAGUGCCCAAGGGCUCAAAUUUGCUGACAGGCGCAAAUUAAGUGAGGACUUGAGGGCGCGCUGGCGACCAGUGGAGCAGGAGAAGGUGGGCAGAAAGAGCACAUUUGUGGUGCCGCAGUGUCUUGAGUGGCAAAAUGCCGUGCCUGAUGCGUGGAUCGAGCCGAAUAAUUCGAUUGUGUUGGAAAUCAAAGCGACAGAGUUGACGAAAACCACCACUUUUCGCACCACUCACGCCCUCAAGUUUCCACGUAUUGUCGCUGUUCGUGAGGAUAAGCAUUGGUAUGACGCUUGUGCGCUGGAAGAAUUUCAGCAAUUGUGUGGAAGGAGUGAAACAGGUGUGAAGAAGUUGGCAAAGCGACACAUAACGCGCGAUGAUGCGAAAAGAGGAACAGCAAAGCGCAGAAUUGUCGCAGAGAACAGGAAUUUGAAACACUAUCGAGAUCACGUAUUGACAGUAUCGUCAAUUUGUGAAAACUUGAAGUUCUGUAUUCUCAGCACUUCGCGCAAUAUGCCAAAUGUUCAUGAGCUCCGACAGAUGAUUUGGCAGCAUAGUGGCGAGAUUGUGGAGAAUCCUGGAGCAUCAACAUUCGCCAUAAUCGCCGGUGAUAUGACACUGAAUGUACGCAAGUACGCCGAGAAGAAGCUGUACAAUAUUGCCAAAGUUGAGUGGCUGAUGAAGACGUUGGGAAGUGGAACUAUUCCAAAGAAGCUACCCAGAUUCCACCCUAAAGAUAUGAUUUCGUGCACAGAAGAACUUGAGGACUACUUCACGAAGUCCUUUGAUGACUAUGGAGACUCUUUAACAAUUCCUGUUGAUUGUGCAUCGCUGAAAACACUCUUGGGCCACAUUGAGAUUGACAGGAGUGAGAGAUUGCUGCGAAGGGAGCUGAUUAGCAUUGAAGAGGAGAUUUAUGCAAAUAGCCACGAAGGGCGGAACAUUUUCCGCCCCUUCUCUGCCCACUUCUUUGCCGCUAAUCAGUGCGACGAGACGAAAUUGGCUGAAAUAAUCUUCAAGUCACGCCACGGAAAUGUGAUUGAUGAAUUCAUUUCCUCAGACUGUACGCUCAUAGCCAUAAAUCCCCUCAAAGAUUUAUUGGAUCAAUUCAAACGGCAAUUCUCGAGUCAAGGAAACAUUCAACUCGUCUCCAUCGCAUGGAUAGCAGCGAGUCACUCUGGGGGAAAAAUUGCCAAUAUGUCUGACUAUCUUAUUCCGCUGCUCCAAUAACUGUGUUGUGGACCAUUGUAAAUUGGUAAACAAGUGUGAAAUUGCAGUGGAUGAUGCUCUGUGAAACUGCCGACACUCUGUUACACAUUUAAUUGGCACUAAACAGUCCUUCCACUGUUUUUCGCCUCUCUUCUUUGAGGAGUCGAAGGCACAAUUCGUUUCUGUAUCGUAUUUCAUGUUAAAAUUUUCUCCCUGUUACAAGAUAAUGAACUGUGAAACUUACUAAACGCACCCGAUGGUUUUCGUCCCGAAUCAUCUGAUGAGAAAAUAGGAGAAAAUGUGUAAUUUUAAAUUUAUUUUAAACGUAUUUGUAUAAGACAUUUUUCAGAAUAAAUUAUUUUUAUAGAUUUUCACAUAAUCUGAUUUGUUCUCUAAUUAAUCAACUUGGCAUGUUUGUAUCGCGCAGUCUAUAAUAAGAUAUAUAAUUGUAAUAUAUAUUGUACAUUAAUUAGGUAAUUAGUAACCAUUUUCAUUGGCCACUGACGCAAUUUGUACCUCGUGUAACGCAAUAUUAUAAUCACGUUACGCGCUAAUAGAAAUAAAAUCAACUGGUGGCACAGUAACACUUUGUUUUUCAUGCUUAUUAAGAGAUCAUAAGUGAUAAUAAUAAAGAAAUAGUCGAAAUAAUAAAUAUUAUAAAAAGUGUUAAUUUAUUACAAAACAUUGGAACUAAAUAAAACGGUGUAAUUUGAA
This is a messenger RNA of Phlebotomus argentipes, 3605 nucleotides long. It is a transcript of the gene DNAlig4, whose product is annotated as DNA ligase 4. Gene Ontology annotation, cellular component: DNA-dependent protein kinase-DNA ligase 4 complex; DNA ligase IV complex. Gene Ontology annotation, biological process: DNA biosynthetic process; DNA recombination; nucleotide-excision repair, DNA gap filling. Bases 162 to 2912 code for a protein of 916 amino acids. The transcript is spliced from 4 exons. Gene Ontology annotation, molecular function: DNA binding; DNA ligase (ATP) activity; ATP binding. Lineage: Eukaryota; Metazoa; Arthropoda; Insecta; Diptera; Psychodidae. The record is from RefSeq and is a predicted model, not a curated record.